Messenger RNA from Colius striatus (speckled mousebird), 4551 nucleotides. It is a transcript of the gene PGR, whose product is annotated as progesterone receptor. The transcript has 8 exons. Lineage: Eukaryota; Metazoa; Chordata; Aves; Coliiformes; Coliidae. The coding region runs from base 134 to 2473 and encodes 779 amino acids. Gene Ontology annotation, molecular function: steroid binding; nuclear steroid receptor activity; zinc ion binding. Gene Ontology annotation, biological process: steroid hormone receptor signaling pathway; regulation of DNA-templated transcription. The record is from RefSeq and is a predicted model, not a curated record. Gene Ontology annotation, cellular component: nucleus.
GGACUCGCGUCGCCGCCUCAGCGGGUACGUCCAGGAUGUGAAGAGCCGCCCGGGCGCCUGCACCCCGCCGCCGCCGCCCGUCCGCCCCCUCGGGUCGGAGCCUCACCGGUGCCCAGCCCUGCCCUGAGCCAGUAUGACCGAGGUGAAGGCCAAGGAACCCAGAGCGCCUCCGCCCGCCAGAGACGGGGCGGUCCUGCUGCAGGGCCAGCCUGGCCGAGACCCCUUCCGCAGGGAAGCAGAGGCCAUCGACAUCUCCCUAGACGGGCUGCUCUACCCCAAGACCAGCGACGAGGAGGACGAGGACGAGGAGGAGGACGAAGAGGAGGAGGAAGAGCCGCAGCAGCAGCCGGGGGAGGAGGAGCAGGGCUCCCUUUCGUACCGACCGGGGAGCGGCUCCCUCACGGACAAGGACUCCCUGGACACCGUCCUGGACACCUUCCUGGCGCCCGCGGCUCAUGCCAGCUCCGCUGUGGCAGCGGCGCCCUGGUCCUUCUUCGGGGCGGAGGCCGCGGAGGCGCCCGGCGCCCCGAUGAGCCGCGGCCCCUCGCAGAAGGCGGGAGAAGCCGUCCCGGGGGCGCCGGGCCCCUCGCAGCCCCCGCCGAGGCCCGCCCCACACUGGCCGGCCGGCGACGUCCUGACCGCGGCCGCUAAAGCACGGCCGGCGGGAGUGGGGUGCGGCACGGAAGGUCCGGCCGUGGAGCCCAAGGGCGAUGCCCUCGCGCUGGCGGCGCUGCCCGGCGGGGCGCGGCCGGAGGCGGGGGCGGCGGACCCGGGCCAGGAGUACCUGCACGUGCCGCUGCUGCCCCUCAACUCGGCCUACCUGGCCUCGCGCACGCGGCAGCUGCUGGACGUGGCCGAGUACGAGGGCGGCGGCGGCGCGGGGCCGCGCGCUUCGCCCUCCGCCCCGGACCUGGCGGGCUACGGCUACCCGCCGCCGGACGCCAAGGACGGGCCCUUCACCUACGGUGAUUUCCAGCCCGCGCUGAAGAUCAAGGAGGAGAGUCUCGGCCUCGCCGCCCCGUACCCGGGCGGCAGGGCCUCCUCCGCGGCGGGCUGCGUCGACUACCCGCCGCCCGUUCGGGCCGCGCAGGAGCCUUCGCUGGACUGCGUCCUCUACAAGACAGAGCCCACCCUCCUGGCCGGGGCCUACGGGCCGCCGGCGCCGCCCGACAGCCUGCCCUCCACCUCGUCCGCGCCGCCGGGCCUCUACCCGCCCCUGGGUCUCAACGGGCACCAGCCCCUGGGCUUCCCGGCGGCCGUGCUGAAGGAGGGUUUGCCCCAGCUCUGCCCGCCCUACCUCGGCUACGUUCGACCAGAUACAGAAACCAGCCAAAGUUCUCAAUACAGUUUUGAUUCGCUACCCCAGAAGAUUUGUCUAAUUUGCGGUGAUGAGGCUUCUGGUUGCCACUACGGAGUACUUACCUGUGGAAGUUGUAAAGUCUUCUUUAAAAGGGCAAUGGAAGGACAACACAACUAUUUAUGUGCUGGAAGAAACGACUGCAUAGUCGAUAAAAUUCGUAGGAAGAACUGUCCAGCGUGUCGCUUGAGGAAAUGCUGUCAAGCUGGUAUGGUCCUGGGAGGUCGAAAAUUCAAAAAGUUUAACAAAAUUAAGGUUGUGAGAACAUUAGAUGUCGCACUCCAGCAGCCAGCAACCCUUCAAGAUGAAAGCCAGACUCUAAGCCAAAGGCUGUCCUUUUCUCCAAAUCAAGAAAUCCAGUUUGUUCCCCCAAUGAUAAGUGUUUUACGAGGCAUUGAGCCAGAAGUAGUCUAUGCUGGUUAUGACAACACAAAACCUGAAACACCAAGUUCCUUGCUGACCAGUCUAAAUCAUCUCUGUGAGAGGCAACUUCUCUGUGUGGUCAAGUGGUCUAAAUUGCUACCAGGGUUUCGGAAUUUACAUAUUGAUGAUCAGAUAACGCUCAUCCAGUAUUCCUGGAUGAGUCUCAUGGUUUUUGCAAUGGGAUGGAGGUCCUACAAACAUGUCAGUGGUCAGAUGUUAUAUUUUGCACCAGAUCUGAUUCUAAAUGAACAGAGGAUGAAAGAAUCAUCGUUCUAUUCCCUGUGUCUGUCCAUGUGGCAACUCCCACAGGAAUUUGUCAGGCUUCAAGUUAGCCAAGAAGAGUUCCUAUGUAUGAAAGCACUGUUACUUCUCAACACAAUUCCUUUGGAAGGUCUAAAAAGUCAAAGCCAGUUUGACGAGAUGAGGACGAGUUACAUUAGAGAGCUGGUGAAGGCGAUUGGUCUGCGGCAGAAAGGUGUUGUGGCCAACUCACAGCGCUUCUAUCAACUUACAAAGCUGAUGGAUUCCAUGCACGAUCUAGUGAAACAGCUCCAUCUCUUCUGUCUGAACACAUUUCUCCAGUCCCGAGCACUGAGUGUUGAAUUCCCUGAGAUGAUGUCAGAGGUGAUUGCUGCCCAGCUACCCAAGAUUCUGGCAGGGAUGGUGAAACCUCUUCUCUUUCACAAAAAGUGAAAUGCCUUUUCUCUUAUCACAGAGAUGAUUUCUGGGUCAUUUUUUGUUUGUUUGUUUAUUUUGUUCAAAAUUUUGCAACGUCAGGACUUCAGUAUAUUUGUCACACUUUACCUGCCUUCUGCUUUAUACUUGUACCAUACACAAGCCAUUUCAGCUUGAUGUACAUAUUGUGAGUUUCUGAUUCCUUAACUGCAGAAAUCACAACAGUCGUAGGAAAUGUUUUGUGAACUCAGCUAGGUUGCUCUUUAGAUAUGCGUAAGGAUGACAAUGAAUAGAGUUUUCAGAUUUGUAAGAACAGUUAUCUUAGACAUUUUUCUUACAUAUUACACACUCUCAAAUUUCUGAUAUGAAUAUGGUGUAAACUUUCUACUUCAGUCCAUUGUAUGCACGGGUACAUAUAGGUGUGUGCAGAAUGCAAGAUUUUGGAGGAAUUAAAAGAAACAUUGCCCACGUUUUCUCAUGGAUAUCUUACUUUUUUUUUAACUAAUCUGCCUUGCAGAAGUAUCCUUUCAAAGUCAGCUGUCUGGGAUUAAGUACACAUCCCUUCAAUACCUUCAUGAGUAACUGAAGUGCCGGGCACAAAGUACCCGUUCCUGUUCUUGGCUGUGCUCAUACUGCAUUCAGCGUACUGCUUUCUGCCCCAGUCUGUGCAGCUCUCCUUCACAAACUGGAAAGCUUAGGAAGAUUUCAGUGCAUAUUACACCAGAAGUAAUGUGUAUGCAAACCCACUCAACUUUGGUUUGUGUUAUUUUCCUUAAAAGUUCUGCACUUACUAAAGCUAAAUCACUUAGCUGUAAUCUUUGAUUCAUCAACUUAAACUCCAUACUUCACAAGCUUUAAGUAGAGAUGUUUUCACUGACUACAACUCUGAAUAAUCUUAAUGUUUUGAAUUCCGAUGCUGAAUACUCAAACAGCCAUUAACAUCAAAUUAUAGUGAGAUUAACUGCAAAGAGAAACGGAAAAUAUGACUACAAGCAUUUUACACAUCAGGCUCAUUUCAGUACGAUUAUUGAAGCUACACAUUUCGUAUUUUAAAGGCAUGCCAUUAUCAUCGGGGUAACUAAAAGAAGUAUUGGACUACAUUAGCUUGAUAGAUUCAAGAAGAGGGCAUGUUUUAACAUGGAAAUGCAUAUUUGACUUAAAAAUUAUUCUGUGAUGUGUUUGUUCCUUUGAUAUGGAUAUGAAGCAACUCAUGCAUUGAAGGCCACAAAUUGUUGAUAGCUUCAAACAAUAGAGAAGCAGAUAAAGCCCAAGCAGAAUUUAUCAGCCUAUUAAAAUACGACAAAUUUUGCCAGUCACUAAACUGCUGCUCAGAUUCUCUAACAAUGUAGGAAAUGGUGAGUCUGUCUUGGGUACUUGCUGGCUGUUAGCUUUUGCUCGUUGCUGUUACAUGUUGGCCUCAGCCAUUGGGUCCGUUGCCCUGCUGAUGGGGUGCACUGACAAGCCCUUCUCAUACACACAAAGGCCUGUGGAGCAGCAGCUCAGUGUCCCUCAUUAAAUCAGGGUACCCCUCAUUGAAAGUAUAAGUGAUCACAGAAUUCCAGAGUCCCAGAAUGGUAGGGGUUGGAAGGGACCUCCAGAGAUCAUCCAGUCCAAUCCCCUGCUAAAUCUGGUCCACCUAGAUCAGGUCAUACAGGAAGAGCGGGUUUGAAAACCUCCUGAGAAAGACACUCCACACCCUACGAGGGCAGCCUGUGCCAGUGCUUGAUGUGGCUUGUUCAUAAAGGUUGUGUCCUGAAUUUUGAGAAAAUGCAGACAGCUAACAACUAAAUCUAAAGAUAUUCUAAUUGUCAUUUCCUAAAGCCAGUGAUGAAGCAGCUACAUCAUAGAAUCAUAGAAUGGUAGGGGUUGGAAAGGAAACAUUAGGGGAUACAAAGUUUUUGAGAUUCCCACAUAGUAAUACAAAACCUGCAAAGAUGCAGCCCCGGAUUAAAUGGUAUAAGCAAAUUGUUGUGUCAGUUGACUAGCUCUGUCAUGUCUAACUGCCCAGAGACAAUUUCUUUCAUAUUCAAUACAGUCUGAUAUUAACCGUGAUCCUUAAAGCAAUUAUGUUUCAAUAAAUAACACAAAAUUCUGCA